AUGGCGAUUUCAUCUAAACGAACACAUCUUUUACUCUUAUUACUAACAUUCCUAUGCCUUUCCUUCAUCGGUCGUGGCGACAUUGUUUCCGACCUCCACUCCCUUCGAUCACAGUCUCCAUCCGGCAUCAUCCACCUUAACGAAACACUCCUCAACCGUAUCUUCACAUUAUCCGAAAAUCCACGAUCCUUUUACUUGAUCAUUUUUUUCGACGCAAUUCAGCUUCAUAACCAACCCGAACCAAAUCUCAAAUCAAUCAAAUCAGAAUUCGCCUUGGUUUCAAAAUCAUUCAUCAUUAAUAACAAAAACUCCUCAUCAUCACUCUUCCGAAUAUUCUUUUGCGAUAUUGAAUUUAGUGAAUCCGAAAAGGAAUUUAUCAAAUUCGGCGUAGAAGUUUUACCUAAUAUCCGUAUUGUCCCUCCUGAUGUUAACGAUUCAAAAUCCGAUUCAAUCCCUAUGGACCUUGUAGAUCAUUCUAGUUUAGCUCAAUCUAUAUCGGAUUUUAUUUAUUCAAAAACCGGAUUAUUAGUUGGAAAAAUUCACUAUCCUCCAAUUUUUACAAAAAUUCAAUUAGGGUUUCUAGUUUUGGGGAUUUUGUUAUGGAUGCCAUUUAUGAUAAGGAAAUUAAUAUUAGGUGAAACUAUUUUUCAUAAUAAGAAAAUUUGGAUGUUUGGGACUUACUUUGUUUAUUUCUUUAGUGUUUCGGGUUCUAUGUUUAUUUUAAUUCGUAGAAUCCCUUUGUUUGUUAUCGAUAGAAAGGAUCCGAGUAAGGUGGUUUUUUUCUUUAAUGGGAAUGGGAUGCAAUUUGGUGCUGAAGGUAUGUGUGUCGGAUUUUUGUUCACGAUUGUUGGGUUUUUGUUGGCUUUUGUAACGCGAGUUGUGGUUAGAAUUAAGGACUCAAUGAUUCAAAGGGUUGCGAUGAUUAGUGUGAUGAUUGUGUCGUUUUGGGCGGUGAGGGAAGUUGUGAGAUUGAGUCAUUGGAAGACUGGUUAUAUAGUUCAUGCUUAUUUGCCUUCGAAUUGGUAUAAGUGA
Molecule: messenger RNA, 1032 nt
Organism: Erigeron canadensis
Lineage: Eukaryota; Viridiplantae; Streptophyta; Magnoliopsida; Asterales; Asteraceae
Product: probable dolichyl-diphosphooligosaccharide--protein glycosyltransferase subunit 3B
Exons: 1
Coding region: 1-1032 (343 amino acids)
Cellular component (GO): oligosaccharyltransferase complex
Source: RefSeq, a predicted model, not a curated record